Engraulis encrasicolus (European anchovy) is the source of this 1229-nucleotide messenger RNA. Its product is annotated as E3 SUMO-protein ligase ZBED1-like. The record is from RefSeq and is a predicted model, not a curated record. Lineage: Eukaryota; Metazoa; Chordata; Actinopteri; Clupeiformes; Engraulidae. Bases 396 to 1229 code for a protein of 277 amino acids. The transcript is spliced from 2 exons.
AACCAGACGAGAAGUAAAGAGUAUUUUCGUCAUGUCAAAAACCAAUGCAUACCCAACUCAAACGUAAAACGUCACAAAUAAAAACUAUGCUAAAAUGGUUCUCCGUUUUUGUUGACGAGAGGAGAGGCUUUGAAGAUGACGAAAAGAAACAUUAUUGUCAUGGUGAUGAUAAAUAUUUUGCAUGUGACAGCAAGAGCCUUUCGCGUUUCUCAGUCAGCAUUCAUUGCUUUCAAUAAUGGUCUCGUCGUCAUUGGCUGCGUGGAAUUGGCACUUUCGUCAGGUGAUGGAAACGACAGGUUUAAAAUCAUGGCGUUAGCGUUCAGCUUCUGUAGGCAACUAAGACCGAGAAGCGACGACGGCUUGAUUAUUUUUUUUCAAAAAACAGUAAAACUGCGAUGGCCUGCUCUGUAACACUUGGGCGAAAGAGACGGGGAGAUGUUUGGGAACACUUCGAAUAUCAAGAAGCCGAGGACCUAACUGAAUGCCGUGUGGUUAUGAUUGAUGGCGAGAAAUGUGGCCACACACUCAAAGGCAAAAACACAACUAACUUGAAGAGGCAUCUGAAAAAAAUUCAUACGGACAUCCAGAUUCCAGAACGGACACCACAGAAACCCAAGAGAAAGCCCAGCAGCAUUCAAAUGUAUAACGAAAACGCCCCUGAACAACGUUGUAAAGAGCAGGCAAUUGCCCAAUGGAUUGGCCGUACUGGCCUGCCAGCAAGAAUUGUCGAAGAUGAAGAAUUCAUUCAGAUGAUGGGAAGUAUGGACAAAAAAUUCAAUGUGCCUAAAAGACAAAAAAUUCUGAAUCUCAUUGAAAACAUGUAUAUAGAAGAGAAGGGAAAGAUCAAACGAAGCCUUUCCCAAGCGCGCAGGGUUACCACGGGCCUGGACAUCUGGACCAAGAAGGGGCUCACUGCCUCUUUCCUGGGUGUCAGUGCAUGCUACUUCAAUCCUGAAAGCAAUAAGGCUGAACACAAACUUCUUAGCUUGAAAGAACUGGCACAUCCACAUACGGGGGAAGCAAUUGGUGCGCUGGUGGAGGAGUCUAUGGCGGAAUGGGGCAUCCAAAGAGACAAGAUAAUUACAACCAUCACUGAUAACGGCAGCAACAUGGUGGCUUCAUUUCGCAGUGAAGCCACCGGAACAUCUGACUGUUCCGAGGACGAGCACAGCGAGGACCCCAAUGACUAUGAUGUGGAAGGAGAGGAUGAGAGGUCAGUCUGUGUAUGA